Molecule: messenger RNA, 3534 nt
Organism: Prorocentrum cordatum
Lineage: Eukaryota; Dinophyceae; Prorocentrales; Prorocentraceae
Source: the annotation of a GenBank genome assembly
AUGCAGCGGCGCUCGGACAUUUUCACCGGUGCCUUUUGCGACCGGCAUGUUGCGCGGAUGCUCGGCGAAAACAUUCGGAUCGAUGCCGCGGAGUCGUUGUUGUUCGUUGUGUUCUCGGGGUGCGACGCGACUGAGAUGGAACAGCGCGUCGGCGAACUUGUGAAAGUUGAGUAUGCGGUCGCUGCGCCCGUGGACUCGGCCAUGGCGCAGGUGGCCGCGGCCGGCUGGGCAUCCGACGAGGCAGUCAACAUAGCCGCCAGCAGGGCGGCCAACGAGGCGGCCAACAGGGCAGCCAACGCGGGGGCCAACAAUUCGUCCGACGAGGGAGCCCACAGGGCCGCUAACACGGUAGCCAACGACGGAACCAACGAGGCCGCCAACAACCUGCAGUGCCCGAAGCCUGCCGAGCUCCCAGGCCAGCUCGGACGCCCGCGUUUCUGGAGCUGCCAGCUCGCGAAGCAAGCGGGCGCGCGCCACUGGCGGCGCGCCCGCUUCGUGGAGCGCCGCAGCAUGGCCUGCCAUGACGACGAGGACACCGGGUGGAUCUGGCAGAGGGAGCAGAGCAUCCUCGCGUUCAGGGCAGUGCACGGCGCUUCCGCGAACGGCUGCGGCAGGACCACCAAGAACGCGCGCAAGCUCAGGAACCGCGGCACUGGCUCCUGGGCCUUGCCGCCCCGUAGGCCCGAUGCGCGGGUCUGUGACGCGGCGAAGCUGGAGGACCCCGCGCGCGCGCCUGCCCGGUGGCCGCCGCCGGGCGUGCCGAAGCCACCACCGCCCGCGGGGCUCGUGACCAGCUGGGCCGCGGCGGCCCGUGCCGAGGACGGCGAUGUAGAGCUGUACGAAGGGAAGUUUGCCGAAGCCGGUAUCGGGACGGACGCGAAGACGCUGAAGGAUGCCGUCGCGGCAGCUUCCUGCAUGUGGACGCCAGUGGAGAAGAAACGAUUGCGCGUGGAGUGGGGAAAAGCCAUCCAGAAGCUGAUUCGUUACAGGCUCAGCCAACAGCGCGUUGACGACAUCGCAGAAAUCCUCGGUGAAUUCCGUGGUCUACAGCGUCUGGCCGCCAUCACGGGGACGAGCAAGAAGACGCACAUCAAGGAGGUGAGAAACAAGAGCGGGGAUCUGGAGCACGAAGCAUCUAUAGCGGAAGUCUUCGCGCAGUUCUACGAGGAUUUGUAUUCUGUUUCAAGGCAAGGCAAUAGGGCAUUCUCCUACGAGAUGUGCGGCGGAGACUGGGUGCCCGAUUUCACGGAAGAUGAGCUGAGAGACGCAAUCCAGGAGAUGCAGAACGGCAGGUCCUGCCACGACAAGGGGAUCGCAGCUGAGAUGGUCAAGGUGGAUUGCCCCUUCCUGCGCGAGCUAAUCCUGGGCACCUUCAACGCAAUAUUGAAUACGGGCCAACGUCUGCCCUCUGACUGGAUGGAGAGCCGCAUCACAGCAAGAAAGUAUGGCCUGAAGCUGCGCAUGGGGAAGACGGUUGUGCUCACGAAUGCUGAAGAGCGACCGCUGCACGUCCAGCGCGGGGGACGCGAUGUUCGAGCAUUACAACGCGGGGAAGCAGAGAAAUAUUUGGGAAGGAAACUGACGUUCGAUGCAUGCCACGAGACGGAGCUGACUAACAUAAUCUCUGCUGGGUGGGCUUCUUUCACAAAGUUGAAGUCAGUGCUCUGCGACCGCCGGCUUCCUCUGGCAGACCGCGCGCAGCUUUUCUGCGCCUGCGUCGCGCCCGCGGUGGCGGUGCUCUACGCAGCGGGAACGUGGACGUUGAAGAAGGACCAGGAGAGAAAGCUUCAGUCAGCACAGAGGAGAAUGCUGCGGAGCAUGGUGGGCACCCACCGGCGACUGGACGAGGGCUGGGUAGAGUGCAUCCGGCGUGCCACUCACGCAUGCCUGGGCUUAGCUGAAAAACACCACGUUGAAGAGUGGACUGCGCUCUCACAUGAGCACAAGCGGGAGCUUGCCGCCAGGGGUGCUCUGCGCGAAGACACCCGAUGGAACGCGCGGCCCCUCGACUGGAUCCCGCGGCAUCGCUUCGUGUCCCGCCGCUCGCAAGCCGGGCAGAAGAAGCGUGGCGCGGGUGGCGUUUGCGGGGCCGCUGCCGUGCCCCCGGCGCCCCGCUUGCCACCCGGCGCCGUGCGCGCCGUGCCCGGGCUGCCCGCCAGCGCCGCCGUGCCCGGCGCGCGUGCGCGCCGAGCCCCCGCCGCCACAGGUGCUGGCAAGGCGGAAGAGCGCCUGCGGAGGUGGCUGCCCUGGCUGGCUGCUCUGGCGACGGCCUGCAUCGCUGGGCGCUGGAGUAUGUCGACCCGCGACGACAAGCUCCCAGGCGCCCGCCUGCUGGUGCGGUUCGCAGCGAUCAGUGGACUCAUGAACGGCUGCUGCUCUGGCCCGCCUACGUGGACCGCCGACGCGAGUGGCUUCAGCGGCAACGCGGCGCGCUUCCGCGGCGAGCUCGACCGCGGGGCCCCGCGACAGAUGAUGCUGGAGGGCAGGGAGCUGGCCCGAGAGGCAGUGGGCCGCAGCGACCAGUCCACGCAGCCGUCGGAGGGCACUUCCGGCGCCUCUCUGGCCAGCUGCCGCCUGGGCUUGCUGGUGGAGGAGGACGCGCGGCGGCAGCUCUCGGGCGGUCUGCUGCUGGUGCGCGUGCGGCUGGCGGCGGACGAGGUGGCGUCGCUGCAGGAGCCUCCGCCGCGUUUCUUCCUCGUUCCGCGGCUGGCGUACCUGCCCUUUCUGUUCGGCUGCGUGUCGGAGCACUUCAAGGCCUGCCUGCCGCCCCAGUUGGGCCAGCCGUACGAGAUCUGGUUCGACUACGACGGCAUCCCGCUGAGGUGGCACCACCCGCUGGGGGUGCUCUGCGACGUGCUGGUCGGGCGCGAGGUGCCCGUGCCACUAGACCUCACGGCGCACUUCCGGGGCGGUUCUUCGAAGGCCGGGCUGACGCCCUUCGGAGGCGCCGGGGCGCUGCAGCGCGUGGUGAUGAGCUCCUUCCGGCAGGCCGUCUUCCUGCAGAGGGGCUGCACGGGCCCGUUCUCGCGGCUGCCGAGAGCCGACCAGACGCGGCUGUGGGAGGCCAUCGCGGGCUUCGGGACCGGCCACACACCCCAGGACACUUUCACGGCGAGCCGCAUGGAGCAGGCGCUCAAGCGGUACGCUGCGGCGCAGCAGCAGCUGCAGUGCGAUAGCCUGGAGAGGUGUCGGAGCCUGGCCGUGCGGAUCCACUUCUACGGCCCCCCGCAUGACGCGCUGUUGCUCCCGGCGGCGCCGCUAGAGGACGACGGCUCGCUGGCCACGGUCGGCGGGUUGCUGCAGCGGGCCAUGCCGCCCCUCUUUGACGCCGCGGGCCGCGCCCGCCUCGCCCAGGGGCUGGCGCCGGUCCCGGCCCGCCUCGCCGACGGCGUGGAGGUGCUGACCCACGGCGUGCUCGUGCCCCUGGACACGCCGCUCUACUGGCUCGCGCUGCACGCCGCGUACCUGGACCUGUUCGUUCACCUCGUCGUGCGCGUCCCCCCGGCCCUGCUCGGCCUCGGCCCCCGGGCCUGA